AUGGGAGUGGCACGGCGCGCUCGAAAAGAAAAACGCUUGGAGAGCCCACAAGCGCUGCAGGAUAUUUUCCAAAGAAUAAUGGACUUUCGAGAGAGGUUGGCUAAGCUGAUCACCUACGACUGGGUGCCGAUUCCCCUCGUUUAUUCACAAGUGAUGAGCUUAACUGUUCGCUUGUAUUUUUUUCUUGCAUUGAUGGGACAUCAAAAUAUAGCGCCGACACCGGACGCAAGCUACGUUGAUACGGUUCGUCUUCAGCAUUUCUGUGCAGUCGCAAGCUUUUCUUGA
Gongylonema pulchrum is the source of this 285-nucleotide messenger RNA. Lineage: Eukaryota; Metazoa; Nematoda; Chromadorea; Rhabditida; Gongylonematidae. The record is from the annotation of a GenBank genome assembly.